UAGGAAUGCGAUCAGCAAGACUCAAGAAAACUUCCUGAACAGCGCAAUUUCAGCCAACUCUGCUUUUGUUUCCUUGUCUCAUCACCAUCACACACCUGUAAAUGAAGGAGGAGUCCAGACAAGCAGGCAUGAAAUAAAAAGUGCCAGCGGGUUAAAGGAUGCAGUGAAGCUGCUGCGAGUCGACAUAAAGAGCUCAACAUGGCGAACUGCAUUGUCAACUACGGCUUUUCAUCUUUCAUACUGUUUGUGUGGAUGGCCAUCAACAUCUUCCUUUUUGUGUGGUUUUAUUUCUUCUACGACUUGGGGCCGCAGUUCUUCUACACGCGUCAUAUUUUAGGGUCUGCCUUGGCUUGGGCCAGAGCUCCUGCAGCUGUCCUCAACUUCAACUGCAUGCUCAUCCUCCUCCCGGUGUGCAGGAACCUGCUGUCUCUGCUCCGGGGCUCCUUUGUGCGUUGCAGCAGAACAAUGAGGAAACAGUUGGACAAGAAUUUGACUUUCCACAAGCUGGUGGCAUACAUGAUCGCUCUGAUGACAGCUGUUCAUACGAUCGCCCAUUUGUUCAACCUGGAGCGGUACAACAACAGUAGACAAGGUGUUUACGACGAGCUCAGCACCGCUCUGUCCGAUCUGGCUGACACGGAAAACACCACCUACCUGAAUCCAAUCCGUAUAACCAACCUUGAUCCUCAGCAGAUUCCCACCUACUUUGGUUUCACCUCCAUCGCCGGCCUCACUGGUGUCGUCAUCACUCUUGCGCUCAUCCUCAUCAUCACCUCCUCCAUGGAGGUCAUCAGACGCAGCUACUUCGAAGUGUUCUGGUACACGCACCACCUCUUCAUCAUCUUCUUCGCUGGUCUUGUCUUCCACGGAGCCGGGCGCAUUGUGAGGAGUCAGCAGAGGACAAAUCCACCACACAACACAACUUUUUGUAAAGAUCACCCUGAUGACUGGGGACAGAUUCCUGAGUGUCCCAUCCCUCAGUUUGCAGGAGGGUUUCCACAGACCUGGAUGUAUGUGAUUGGCCCGAUGGUUAUCUAUAUCUGCGAGCGCCUGGUGCGUUUCGUUCGUUACAUGCAGUCAGUCCAAUACAAGAAGAUUGUCAUGCGACCCUCUAAAGUGCUGGAGCUGCAGCUGAUAAAGAAUGGUUUCAAAAUGGAGGUGGGUCAGUACGUCUUCGUCAACUGCCCAGCCAUCUCACAGCUGGAGUGGCACCCGUUCACCAUGACUUCUGCGCCUGAGGAAGAUUUCUUCAGCAUUCACAUCCGCUCGGCUGGCGACUGGACCGACAAACUCAUCGAUAUCAUGAAGAAGGUACCAGAGGGAGCAGAGGGACCCAAGUUGGGCGUGGAUGGACCUUUCGGCACAGCCAGCGAGGAUGUGUUCGACUACGAGGUCAGCAUGCUGAUCGGUGCCGGCAUCGGCGUCACUCCAUUUGCCUCCAUCCUCAAAUCCAUCUGGUACAAGUUCAAAGACUCUGAUCCUAAACUGCGCACCAGGAAGAUUUAUUUCUACUGGCUGUGCCGGGAAACACACGCCUUCGAGUGGUUUGCUGACCUUCUACAGGUGCUGGAGAAAGAGAUGGAGGAGAGAGGCAUGGGGGAUUUCCUCACCUAUAAACUCUACUUGACUGGAUGGGAUCAGAGCCACGCUACUCAUGUUAUGGUUCACUUUGAUAAGGACACCGAUGUGGUCACUGGGCUCAAACAGAAGACUCACUAUGGCCGGCCCAUCUGGGACAAGGAGUUUGAACAAGUCCGCAAAGAGAACCCGACGUCCAUUGUGGGAACUUUCUUGUGCGGCCCUGAAGCUCUGGGGAAAGUCCUGGAGAAGAAAUGUGCCAAAUACUCAGACGUGGAUCCUCGCAAGACCAGAUUUUACUUCAACAAGGAGAAUUUCUAAGCAAAAAAAAAAAAAAUAAGUAAACGAGAGAAAAACAGGAAGUGCACAUUGACAUAUUUUAAAGGAUAACAAUCAGUUGUUUGUCUCACUUCAGAGGAGAAAUGCCAAAACAUCGAGGAAAACCAGUGUAACAGGAGGAGUGUUUACAAACCUUCCUCAUCUACUCUGAAGGGAGUACAGAGGCAUGGUGGGUCAUUUUAAUCAGUGGUGCUCAGGGAUUUGCCCCAUUUUUUUUCCAUUGUGAAGUAAGGAAUCAAUGAGGCUACAUAUAUAUAUAUUAUAUAUGUAUAUAUAUUUGUGUCAUAUUAGGCUGCAUUAUUGUAGUACUUGACUAAAGUUACAGGGACGAUUUAUGCUAUUUGUAAUACAUGAAUCUUGGUUCUUACAUUUACUGACUAUGAAGGUGUUGACAGAAGAUGUGAAAAACUUUUACUUUACAAAAUACUCACAAAUGAAGUGAGUAUAUAUUUAGGAUUCAUUAUGACCUAUAAUCGUAUAUCUUCCACUCAAGACAACUGAUUACACAGCUGAUGCACUGUUUCUACUGUAUAUAACCCAUUGUUGUUUGAAUGCAUGCAAUUAUUAUUUUUUUUUCUUGGCAAGAGUUUCUAAACAGGAAACAGGUUUACUGGAAAAAUAUGAUCCGCAAUUACGACCUCCUGUAUUCUCGAGCGUUUCCUUAUCAGAAAAAUGUUAAAGAUAAAACCAUGCCAGUCAUUUAGUUAGUGCCUAAUGGUCCUCUAAAGGUGUGGCAGAAAAGAAUUUACCUGCCGUUUUUCUUGUAAAUAUUUCUUUUGAAUAAAAUAAAGGCAAUUGGUG
Molecule: messenger RNA, 2718 nt
Organism: Oreochromis niloticus (Nile tilapia)
Lineage: Eukaryota; Metazoa; Chordata; Actinopteri; Cichliformes; Cichlidae
Gene: nox1
Product: NADPH oxidase 1
Exons: 13
Coding region: 199-1899 (566 amino acids)
Biological process (GO): defense response; superoxide anion generation
Cellular component (GO): plasma membrane; NADPH oxidase complex
Molecular function (GO): superoxide-generating NAD(P)H oxidase activity
Source: RefSeq, a predicted model, not a curated record